CCAUGCCGCUUCGUUGUGGACCCAGCGGUGGUCGGGAACGUGUCGACGAAAGUGUCGGCCGCGUACGUCAUGGCCAACAACUACGCCGGCAACUCUACUCUCCUGGAAAUCCCCACGUCUUUCUUGAAUUGGGAGGAAGCGACCCAGAAGUGCCAGAGCCUCAACAUGAAACUCGUCUCGUACCCGCUGACCAACAGGGACCGUGCCAUUUUGACGAUCAGGAAACUCCCAUGGUUCUACGUGGACCUGAAACGCCAGACUGACGGCACCUACGCUUCAAGCAACCAAGCCAUGGUCCUGCCAAGCAACUAUGGAUUCAAAUGGUCCCCCGGCAACCCAAACAUGGGAAAUGAAGUGUGUAUGGGAGUGGGAGGCACUCCAAUGAUGUCGUUCGACAUUGCCUGCACUAACAAGCACCUAUACACACUGUUUUGCAUGGUGUGACGAGUAACUGCAGAGACAGGAAGUUUAAGUCGGGAAGGUGCUCAGUGAGAUAUCGUUGCUCGUUGCGGCGAUUUAAGACUUUUGUGAGGAAUUUAUGGAGCCUCGCAUAUUCGGACAUAAAAAAUACUAUAUCAAACGAUAUUGUUUCAAAUCGUCGAAUUCUUGCAGCUUUGGUCUCAAUAUUAUGAUUACAUAAAUUUGGGACAUAUAAAAGUUUUUAACAUAAACACAUUUCUUACGGUAUGAACUUGUAUGUCUGAGUUAAAUUCUUACAUCGUAUAUGAUUUAUUUUCUUUUCUAUUGUUGAAUUAAUGCUUCAACGAUAUACGGCGCGAAGAAAUUGCUUGCAAACGACAGAAAGUAAUAAUUGCUGAAAAAUAAUUCCUACUGUAAUUUAUAUUGAGUAUUGUAUUUCUCACCAUUGUCAUUCUUCGCAGCAAUCGUUCGGUAGCGCUGUGCAAAGCCUAUCUUGACAAAAAUCUGUAUUAUAUGAAAUGAAAGGGUCAUAACAAAGUUCUUUUUAGUUUAUUGAUGGAUCCGAAAGUUAUCAAUUACGUGACUUGGACAUUCAAAAUAAUUUUCUAUAAGUUUGUGAGUAUAGUUGUUGUAAGCCUG
Molecule: messenger RNA, 1059 nt
Organism: Hyalella azteca
Lineage: Eukaryota; Metazoa; Arthropoda; Malacostraca; Amphipoda; Hyalellidae
Exons: 3
Coding region: 70-444 (124 amino acids)
Source: RefSeq, a predicted model, not a curated record